AUGACAACUUUGUUAAAGUGGGAUGAGGAUACUGAAUUGCUUUUCGCAGAUAAUACGAGCACCGAAGAUUUUACUGCUCAAGCUGAUAAUCCUGUGGCAGUUGAAUUUCGACUAUUCAAUGAUGAAGUUUGCUUCCCUUCAAGUGACAAAUAUCAGCAAAUCGUCCAAAGACAUAACCAUGGAAUACAUUCUCAUUCUGGUUUUCUUUCAUCGAACGUGUCGUUAAGCGCACUUGUUUUAUUGUUCGGUCUUUUAACACAUUCAGUGUUUGAAGGUAUCGCAUUGGGCUCGUCGCUAAUCUCAACAGAAUUCUACAGUAUUUUAAUUGCUGUUAUGAUUCAUGAAGUAUUAUGUUCAUUUGCCUUGGGUGUUAGCUUAGCGCAACACAAUACUACUUGUAAAAAAGCAUUCAUGUCAUCAGUAGUACUUGCAAGUAGUAUUCCGAUGGGGAUGUCAUCAUCUAUUGUAAUAAGUUCUAUGGAAACCUUCACUGCACUACUGAUUCGAUUUGUGUUGGAAGGAUUCGCAGCUGGAACAUUCAUUUAUGUUGCAUGUAUCGAAAUGCUGAGUUCAGAAUUGAGUGCCCAUGAGCAUAGUAUCAAGCAAGGCCUCUCUAAAGCAUUGGCUGUAAUUACUGGUGUAUUUGCAUUCUUCUUUGUUAACGUUAUUUUCGGACAGCGAUCGCAUUCUUCACAUUCGUUGUCACAGCUUGCUGUAAUCAAAGCGAUUUCAGUAACACCUUCUAUGGAAACUGCCCAUUGA
Acanthocheilonema viteae is the source of this 762-nucleotide messenger RNA. Lineage: Eukaryota; Metazoa; Nematoda; Chromadorea; Rhabditida; Onchocercidae. The record is from the annotation of a GenBank genome assembly.